This is a messenger RNA of Vavraia culicis subsp. floridensis, 1481 nucleotides long. RefSeq names its product CMGC/DYRK/YAK protein kinase. The transcript has a single exon. NCBI's taxonomy places the organism in Eukaryota, Fungi, Microsporidia, Pleistophoridae. Gene Ontology annotation, biological process: peptidyl-threonine phosphorylation; peptidyl-serine phosphorylation. The coding region runs from base 1 to 1326 and encodes 441 amino acids. Gene Ontology annotation, molecular function: protein serine/threonine kinase activity; ATP binding. The record is from RefSeq and is a predicted model, not a curated record.
AUGUAUAGAGAUAGCACCAUAUUCGACAGCUUAACAAACAUAAAACUGAAGAAAAACGAUCUUAUUUGCACCGGUCGGAACAAAUUCAUAGUUCAAGAUUAUUUGGGGUGUGGCACGUUUGCUGACGUAUACAAAAUUGAGGACCUGUAUUCAAACAACCAGUUUGCUAUAAAAAUAUUUAAAAGCGGCACGUGUUACCUAAAGGUGGGGAUGAACGAGGCCUUUUUGCUCAAAAAAUUGAGGAACUACCGCAGCCAUUUUGUGGUGUUUUACGAGGAGUUCUUCUACAAGCAGCACUUCUGCAUUGUUGAGCAGCUGCUUUCCAACAAUUUGUACGAGUUCAUAAAAUAUACGAAUCACCAGGGCUUUGACCACGGUAUGACAAAGAAUAUAGCGAUACAGCUUUUGAACGCGCUGUUUAUUCUACAAAUGGAGGGAAUAACGCAUGGCGAUAUAAAGCCGGAAAACAUAUGCCUUGACAGGAUCGAUGACAAGAGCUUUAAGGUCAAGAUAAUUGACCUGGGGUCCUCCUUCAUUCAACCCAAAAAGAAUUCGUUUUACAUACAGAGUAGGUAUUAUAGAGCGCCAGAAACCAUUCUGGGACUGAAUUACGGACAUGGAAUCGAUCUUUGGUCAUUUGGAUGUGUCAUCUACGAGAUAUUCACCGGUUUACCUCUGUUUCCUGGAAAAAGUAACAAAGAACAAAUCAUGAGAUACACCAAGCUGCUAGGAAUGCCGCCAAUUGCAAUGCUGGAGAACGGAAAAAAUGCGCAGCUGUACUUUUACAAGAAAGAUGACGAUAUGGCAAAGAGCUGCGGCACGUGGCACAACUUCUACGACAGAAACGAGGAUACGUUUGGUAUCGUAACGAACAAGGAGAACAACACGGAUUUUUUGGAUAACACAGCGGGAUUCGCGCAUCCAGGAAAGUCGCACGACUACAAAAUGUGUUAUGGCGAAACGAAUGAUGACAAGGAUUACCUCACUAUGUCAGGAUUUCGCAAGUCCAUUACAUCAAGGUCAAGAAACAAGAUAGAUAACGCCAAUUUUAUAGAUUUUCUGCUUUCCAUACUGAAAAUGCAUCCCAUGGAACGGCCAAUUAUCGAAGAUCUCAAGGAGCACCCCUAUCUCGUGAUAACAGAUAUAAGACACAAAAGAAUACAAAAUCUGGGAAAAGCACACAGAAACAUUGUCAAUCCGUUACCGCAGGAGCAAAAUGUGAGGAGAAAAUCGGAGUACGGCAUAAGAACGCUGAAGGUUACAAAUCAACCGAGCAGAAAGUUUUCGGUGUAUGAGAAUUUAAGUGAUAGUGAGGAGGAUGAAUAAAAGGCUAUUCUAUGUGAGCAUGUCCUCAUGUGUUUUAUGUCAACAGUUCGGUACUUUAUGAUCCUCCUUUAUUCUUGUCCCAUACCAUUUUUUCUGUAUUUAACAUUCUUACGAAGGAAUAGCAAAUAAUUCACAGGAUGGUCCCACGAAUUGUU